This is a messenger RNA of Ornithodoros turicata, 1656 nucleotides long. Its product is annotated as endothelin-converting enzyme-like 1. Gene Ontology annotation, molecular function: metalloendopeptidase activity. Gene Ontology annotation, biological process: protein processing. Bases 1 to 1656 code for a protein of 551 amino acids. Gene Ontology annotation, cellular component: plasma membrane. NCBI's taxonomy places the organism in Eukaryota, Metazoa, Arthropoda, Arachnida, Ixodida, Argasidae. The record is from RefSeq and is a predicted model, not a curated record. The transcript has a single exon.
AUGCGUCUCUUCUCAUCGGACAACCAGGAUUCCAGGUAUGUGCUCUCCAACAUGAUGGACGACAUGCACGUCAGUCUGGACCUUCCGCCCACGACUUUCGAUCCCUUCGAAUCGAUGGUACGCUUGGGAUUGGAGUACAACAUCCCCGUCUUCGUAUCCAUCGCCGUUGGAAACAACCUAGACCGGAGAAAGGGUAGAACCAUGCAGAUAUCGCACAGCAGGAAAGAGCUGGAGUGGUACGCCAAGAGGAAGAAGAAUCGCAGACAGGCACGGAAGGUAUAUCACGAGUGCUACAAGGCGUACUUCAAAGGCACGUACGACCAGACGUCGUUAGGCAUCAAAGCCGGUAUGUUCGCGAGAGAUAUUGAUCAGGCGGAGGAAGAUGCUUCUAAUAUCGCCUGGAAUGUCCCUCUUACGGACUCAGAUAGGCCGUCAUACCAGGAGACGACAGUAGGACAACUUCCAGAUGACUGGCCGGUUGUACUGAUAAAUCUCGGAAAACAAUAUGUCCACGAGAAGGACGUGGUGUUCGUCGAUCCAAAAGCCACUAAAUUUAUCAAAACUUUGCGUAGCCGUUUUGCUGACAUUGAAAUGAAAAUCCUCAUAGCGUGGGUUUUGCUAAGAGAAUACGGCGUGUAUGUUAGUCCGUCUCUCUUGGCGACUCUAUCGCCGUCGCGAUCGCCUCGAGACCUGUGCUCUGCACGAGUUUCGGAAGUAAUGCCGGUGGCGUUUUCUGCGUCCUACCUUUCUAAAGUGAUCACUGAAGACGCUAUCCAAGCAGCGGAUGGCAUUGUGCUCAACGUCAGAGACGCCUACAUAGCAUCGCUCAUCAACACCAGCUCGCUCGAUGACGAACCGAAAGCAGCCGCCAUCGCAAAGUUGAAGGCCAUGGAGUUCUAUUCAGCGUACUCAAAGGGUCUCAUCGACGUCCAGCAACUAGAUGCGUAUUACGAAGGAUACACACCGGAGGAACGGGAGCCAUUCUUUGACACUUGGCUGCGAGGGGCUAAAGCGCUCCAAGUAAAGAAAAUGAGCGCCAUCAACACCGGGGCUGUGUUUCCUGUGUAUGAAUCAAAAGUAUUCUACGUGGUUCACAGCAAUCGGUUAGUAGCUUUGGCACCCGCUCUUCGACCGACGCUCUUUAUACGAGACGGUCCGGCGUCGUUCAACUACGGUGGGUUAGGUGCGCUAGCCGGACGCGAGAUCAUGUACGGGUACGACUUGAACGGCAGCACGUACGACGCGUUCGGAAAUAAGCACAACUGGUGGUCACCACCUGCGAGGGACCACUACUUGAAACAAGCGCAGUGUGUGAGGCUGUCGGCUGACACCCUGACCGAAGGAAGCGUGAAGUUGGGCAGCGAGGCAGGUGAUGUACUCCUCGCUGACUUAGUGGGUCUGCAAAUGGCGGCCAGAGCCUUUCAAGCUGUCGCUGGAGGAAAGGAUCCCUUGCUCCCAACACUUCCAUUCUACUCGAUGCAGCUAUUUUUCCUCGCUCACUGCUACAAAUGGUGCGAUGAGCAGGACGAAACGGACGGCCUUCGCCAUGGGGAACGAUGCAACGUUGCCGUCACCAAUAUGGCGGAAUUUCCGGACGCUUUCAAUUGUAAACUCGGCGACCGUUUAAACCCCUCUGAGAGGUGUUCCUUCUUCUGA